Molecule: messenger RNA, 732 nt
Organism: Emiliania huxleyi CCMP1516
Lineage: Eukaryota; Haptophyta; Isochrysidales; Noelaerhabdaceae
Product: methionine sulfoxide reductase
Exons: 3
Coding region: 1-732 (243 amino acids)
Molecular function (GO): peptide-methionine (S)-S-oxide reductase activity
Source: RefSeq, a predicted model, not a curated record
AUGUCCGCCGCCGAGUCGAAGACGCUGUCGCCCGCCGCCGCCGACGAGAAGAUCGUUUCUCCGCCCACGAGCAUCGAGAAAGCCGUGGCGCGCCCGACGCCCCCCUUCCCUGCGUGCGCGCGACCCCGAUCGACGACGACGCACAUGCAGUCCCACCCCCCUUCCCCGUUCGUCAGGUCGAGGCCGCAGAGCCGGCCGCGGCGGACGCAGCGCCCGCCGUCGCCGACCCCACCCCGACAGGUGGCCUCGCUGGUGGUCGCGGCCGGCUGUUUUUGGGGAGUGGAGCUCGCCUUUGCGCGACUGCCAGGCGUGAUCAGCACCGAGGUAGGUUACAUCGGUGGAUCAACUCCCCGGCCAACGUACAGCGCGGUUUCGAAGGGCAAGAGCGGCCACGCAGAGGCUGUUCGCAUAAUCUUUGACGCGAGCACCAUCGGCCUCACGACACUGUUUGGUGUCUUCUUCGACGUCCAUGACCCGACGACGCUCAAUCGACAGGGCAACGACGUCGGGACUCAGUAUCGCUCUGCGAUCUUUUACUCUGACGAACGGCAGCGCCUCGCCGCGCAGACCGCCAUCGAGCGCGAGGCUGAGCGGCUCGGCACGCCGCUGGCGACGACUCUCGAACGCGCCGACACCUUUUGGCCGGCGGAGGACUAUCACCAGGCGUAUCUUGAGAAGGGAGGCCAGUCGGCCGCGAAGGGCGAGCAGACGCCGAUUCGCUGUUACGGAUGA